AACUGCAACGGCUGACAACAGAUAGCUGGGUGGCAGGGAUAGGGGGAAAGGGGCUCUUCUGUGCAGCCACCUGAGAAGCCAUGAAAGAUCUCUGGCUUAAUCAAGGCAACAAAUCCAGGAAAACAACAUAACGCAAUGAUUCCCUUUACGCAAAUUGUAAAUUUGUAGUAAUUCGUAGCCGACUACAUUUAUUAUUCAAACCUGUUUUUGCUGUUAACUUGUCUAACAAAAGCAAAGAAACAGAGGAAAAUCUGAGGAAGAGGAAGAAAAUACAGUGUCCAGGCUCAAAGUGUUGGACAGGCUCAAAAAUAUCCCAAAUCCAAAAAGAAGAUAUUCGAAAAAAAGUUCCAAUCCGAGGAUAUAUAUCUCCAGUCAGUUUUGAUGUCAGAUGAAGGUAAAGUACGACAAUCAGAGCUUUUUUCUUCCGUCAAGCAACUAAGAAAAGCAGAAAAAAGAAAAAUCCGUCUAUCCUAUCCGUGCGUUUUUGUUUUGUUUUUGUGACUGAGGUGGCAUGAGUGGAGGUCGCUUUGAGUUUGAUGACGGCGGUGCGUACUGCGGAGGCUGGGAGGGGGGGAAAGCCCACGGCCACGGAAUCUGCACGGGACCCAAGGGCCAAGGCGAGUACUCGGGUUCCUGGAACUAUGGCUUUGAGGUGGUGGGAGUCUACACCUGGCCCAGUGGGAACACCUACGAGGGCUACUGGUCGCAAGGCAAGCGCCAUGGUCUCGGAAUUGAAACCAAAGGACACUGGAUUUACAAAGGGGAAUGGACUCAUGGCUUUAAGGGCAGAUAUGGCAUAAGGGUCAGCGGUGGAAGUGGGGCUAAGUAUGAAGGAACGUGGAAUAACGGGCUCCAGGAUGGAUAUGGAACUGAAACAUAUGCGGAUGGAGGAACUUAUCAGGGUCAGUUCACUGGAGGUAUGCGACAUGGCUACGGCGUUCGCCAGAGUGUUCCCUAUGGCAUGGCAGCAGUUGUGCGCUCCCCUCUUCGUACGUCCUUGACUUCGCUUCGCAGCGAGCACAGCAAUGGCACCGUCUUACAGCAAGAUAUCCCUGUCAUCACCACCACCAACGCAUCGGGUGAAGAAACACCUGUUGCCACCCCAACCCAGCUGGGACCGUCCCGGGGGGGCUUUGCUCUUUCCCUCCAGGUGGAUCCCGAGGCGGUGAAACCCAAAAAGAAAAGCCUUUUUCGCAGGGGCUCGCUGCUGGGAAAGUUGAAGAAGUCCGAUUCGAGCACGUCACUAUCGAGCCAGAAGAGCAAGAUUAGCUUUUUGAGGACAGAAUCUGCUCUCAGUUCCAAUGCCAGCGACACUAACUCCACCAUCAGCUGCGAUGAAAGUCUUGCUGGGGCUGAGGACUUCCCCCCGGUAGAAGCUGACAUAGAUGCCACCACCACAGAGGUCUACAUGGGCGAGUGGAAGAAUGAUAAGCGUUCAGGAUAUGGAAUAAGCGAAAGGUCCAGUGGAUUGAAGUACGAGGGCGAGUGGCUUAAUAAUCAAAGACAUGGUUAUGGCUGCACCACGUUCGCAGAGGGAGGGAAGGAGGAGGGCAAGUACAUGAACAACAUGCUGGUGAAGGCCAUGAAGAAGCGGGUGAUUCAGCUGAAGGGAACCAAGAUUAAGCAGAAGGUGGAACGGGCAGUGGAGGGUGCUCAGAGGGCAGCAGCCAUUGGCAAACAAAAGGCAGAGAUUGCAGCUUCCAGAACAGCACACGCUAAGGCGAAAUCAGAUGGAGCUGAACAGGCUGCGCAGGCCUCCAACAGUGAGUCCAGCAUUGCCAGACUGGUGGCCAAAGAGCUGUCUCCUUCCUUUUACCAACCAGGUCCUGAAUAUUUGAAGAAAAGAGUGUUACAAGAGGUAGUUGAAGACAAAGAGAACAUAGACACAAUCAUGCAUGAGCCCUUGCUGGCUGAAGAGGAGCCGCUACCCACACCGCCUGAAAGUCCUCUUCUGAGUGAACUGGAUAACCUCAGGCCCGGCUCAUCCCCGGGGCGCACCCCUUCCCCCAGCCCAGCUAUUAUCAGCAAAGAAGACCCCAAACUCCUUGGUCCGAGAGGCUGGAGUGAAGAUAAAUCCAGUAAAGUGGGUGUUGUUAAAGGUGGCAGUAAACCCAACAGUAAACCCAAUAGUCGCCCCACUACCCCUUCAACCUCAGGUUCUGCACCAGUUUUGGCUGCACCUGAUGGAGGAGCAGCCCCGAGCACUAAUGGUAGUCAGAGCAACAAGAAUGAGCAGGGCUCUGAUCUUCAGAUUAAGCCAUUGCAAAAAUUUGACUCAGAAGCUAAAGCUCCAGACUUCGCCCCAGUGGCUGCUACCCCUGUAAGGAAUAUCCUCACCUUGCCAGAUGAAGAAGAAGCCCAAAGUUCCACAUCCAGUGCCCCCCCCAAAGCUAUAACCCCCGAACCUAAAACCACCGAGGUAACAACUGAGAGAGCUCCAUCAGUCCAUGAACGACCCCCGUCGGCCACCGAGAAAAAAAUACAGUCCAGGGAGGGGAGCAGGCCCUCUAGCAAAGUGGAGACAAGGCCAUUGCCAAAACAACAAAUCUCCCUAUCUCCAACCCCCAAAAGUGUUUCUAAUCUUGAACCUAAAACAGUAACAAAGCAAGUUGAAGCCAAAGCCACAACUGCCAAACCUGCCGUGAAGUCUGUGAUGUCAAUCCAAAGUAAUGAGGUGAUUGCAGAGUCUUCAGAACUGGAGGGCCCCAACACAAUAAUGGUCUGCAUGGUAAUCCUACUCAACAUCGGCCUGGCAAUUCUCUUCGUUCACAUUUUGUCAUGAGACGCCUAUUACCACAUCAGGUUUCCAGCGGUGUUGGAGGAUGAUGUUGUUACUUCUCCUUCAUACGGACCAGAGAUGAAAGACUUCGCUGAUGGCUGACAGGAUACACCUUGAGUACACUGAAAUUUUUUGUUGGUGUAACUUUGCGAGGCUCCGUGGAGCUCAUCUCUUUCCAGUGCAAGAAACUGAAAGACACUACAAAACUGAGACCUCUCAGUUCAUCUGAAUAUGAUUCUUACAUAAAGUUGCAGACUGGACAUGUAAAGCAUGUUUUUGAAGCAGACAUAUUAGAAGCAAUGUGUCAAUUCAAAAGUCAACUUUGUCUGUUUUACACAAAUAUAUCAUACUUUUCAGUGUGGGUUUUAACAAAUCCCCUUUUUAGCUUAUACGGACUGACUCUCCCAACUCUAUAUCUGUAGUGUGUCUCAUUUUGUCACAAAAUUAUUUCUUACAGUAUUACAGCUACCAUAUGCGGACUGAUUUUUCCCCACUUAUCCUUGACCUUGAUUUGGCACGGCAGCAGACCUGAAGUAUUUGAAUGUGAUAACUGUGGCUAUAAAUUAUUUCCUUUUGAUCUAUGUCUGCUGUUUAAUAGCUGAAAAGCAUGCUUUAUUUUUUUUAAAUGUUCUCCCAAGGCUUCGAUAAAUGCUCAUCACGAAUUCAUCUUAUUGCUUUUCACUCCCAUAAGAAAGGCUCCAAAGUGUUACAUUUCUACUAAUUGCAUUGCACCAAAUCUUUAUAUGUGACAAUGGCUAACAACUGUGCAACAUUUUCUCUUUUCACUGAGAUUUUAUGCAUGUAUUCAGUCUGUUGAUAUUUUAACAGACUGAUGAGAAAUGAGAAAGAUAUGAGAAGCAAAACAAGAAGCUUGAGUGUCACUGCUGUAGUUUAGUAACAAUAUGUUCAUGUGAUGACACAUAAUGUUAUUCGAAUCCUAUGUCAGUUUUAAGGGUUUGGUAUAUAUGGAGAGGAAGAUACCUACAAUCAGUCUUUGUCAAAGCAGUAACUGUAUGUUAUGAUUGCGCAAUCUAUGAAUAUCUUUCAUUCUACAAAAGGUGGGUUGACACGCUGCAUUUGUCUGUGAAAGCAUAGAAACCUAUCCACCCUUUACCUAAAGCUUUAUAAUCACAGCUCUUUGCCCUUUAGAGACAUUUUUUGUAUGCAUGAGGCCACUUUGUGAGCACAUUUCUGUAUUGUUGUACUUUUUAAAGUGCACCUUUCAACAUUCACAAUACCCUGCUGCAAGAUAUUUUUGUUGAAAAGCACACUAUCCUAAAUUUACUUAUUUCCCAAAGUUGAGUUGGAUUACCUCAUGAUACUGAGAGAGGAAAAACACAGAAUGAUUCUUAACUCCAUGUCUUACAGUGAGAAGAGUUGUUUUUUCUUUUUUUUUGAGGGGGUAGUUGGGGAUUAUAAAGAAAUAGCUUCUAUUUUUCUCCCUUUAAGUUUGCUAAGAAAAACUGUAGAUAAAACUGGGAAAAUGUAAGGGUAUUUGCAAAAACUGCUUUCAAUAAAAGCCCCGUGAUAAUGGAUCUGUUUUUUUUCCCCAAUCUAUUCUCACAAUUUAUUGUAGUGUUCAAAAGUGACACUUUAUUAAUCGAAACAUUUUGAAUUUUUACGUUUACUAUUACAAAAAAUAACCAAGUUUUAAUUAGAAUACAAACCCUUUGAAUUACUUUUAGUAAGAGGGAAGCUUUAGGCAUACCACUCAGUUACAGUAAAUUGAGUUGAGUAAAAGCAGCAUUAAGUAUUUUUAAACACCAACUGACUGCCAGAAUGAGGCACCUUCUGUCCCUAGAGCCACACCAAAUUCCACGCCUUAUUUUGGACUUUAAUCCUUCUCAGGCAGUUGUUCCUGACAAAGGGUAACCACUCUGGAGUCAAGUUUAACAUGAAGUGCAAGCACGUUUGUACAUUCAAAUAAUUAAAUAUGAAAAUAAAACUGCAGCAGUUGGCAACUUGGCAGUUGGUUUUUCACUUAAUGAUCUUAGGCACAAAUAGAAUCACUGCCCUCUAGUGACCAUUAAGUGAAAUUACACUUAAAGUAUUGUUUGUACCUCAGCUCUAACAUUUCCAAAGUUUCAUCUAAAAAGUUAAUUGGUCAUGAAAAUUACAAUAACCAAGAACUACUUAAACUGUUGUAAAUAUUUUCUGGAAAUGUCCAGUGCUGAAGGAAAAUACACUACUACUCAGCCUGCUAUUGAAAACUUAAUUGAACUCUCACUUCAAACUUUUGAUGCC
This is a messenger RNA of Menidia menidia (Atlantic silverside), 5023 nucleotides long. The record is from the annotation of a GenBank genome assembly. NCBI's taxonomy places the organism in Eukaryota, Metazoa, Chordata, Actinopteri, Atheriniformes, Atherinopsidae.